Messenger RNA from Diospyros lotus (date-plum), 1221 nucleotides. Its product is annotated as protein OSB1, mitochondrial-like. The coding region runs from base 156 to 986 and encodes 276 amino acids. Gene Ontology annotation, biological process: positive regulation of helicase activity; mitochondrial DNA replication. The record is from RefSeq and is a predicted model, not a curated record. Gene Ontology annotation, cellular component: mitochondrial nucleoid. Gene Ontology annotation, molecular function: single-stranded DNA binding. Lineage: Eukaryota; Viridiplantae; Streptophyta; Magnoliopsida; Ericales; Ebenaceae. The transcript has 4 exons.
UAAUACCGCCUAUUACAAGUAGUUGGGCCGCCACAGUGUAUUCGCCUGAACCCUAACGCCAGUUUAAUUACUUCGCUACUAGACCGUCCUUUUACGCCUAAUUAUUCUUUCCGAUCAACGGAAAGAGCAGCCGAAAGCUAGUGAUCCUAUCGUCUAUGGAGGCCCAUCGUCUCCGAGCCCUAAUCUCCAACUUCGCUUCUGCGUAUUCUCUGCAACAAAGCCUACGCAGUCUGUCUUCGGCCUCCGUGAGCCCUAGGAAAUGGGGCUUCUUUUCCGACGAUCCGGCGGAAGGCGACAGUUCGGUAUACCAUCACGCGCUCAAAUUCCAGCGCCCCUCCACCAUUACCUGGCGGCAGCAAUUGUGCAACUCUGCGAGCUUUAUCGGCACAGUUGAUCGUCCUCUCAAGCAAUUCAACACCGCCACCGGUGGUUUGGGUGCUCAUACCAUGCUCAGCGUCAAAAUUUCUCCCAAUUCCAAGCGCUAUUUCAGGAUUUUUCUGAAGAUGUGGGAUGAGAUGGCAGAAAUAUCUAUGAAACAUCUGAAACCAAAUGACUAUAUUUAUGUUUCAGGUCAUUUAGGAUCAUACACAAAAGCUGUUGAGAAUGGAAAGCUCAAAACAAAUUAUCAGGUGAUAGUGAAGGAAUUGAAUUAUGUUGUACGAUGUGGAAGCGCAAUCAAUAACAAAUCUGAGCAAUCAGAUUCAAGCGAAGGUGAAACUGGUUUAGGGAAAUACAAAAACCGCCUUCACUUGUGGCAAGUGUUCUUUGCCAACCCAUCUGAGUGGAGGGAUUACAGAAGUAGUAAGGUAAACGCAAACCAUCCAGAUUUUAAACACAAGGAUUCUGGUGAAGCUCUCUGGAUCAAUCCCAACGAUCCUCCAUGGAUUAAGAGGCAACUUCAACUGUACAGUUCCUCUUUGGCAGAAAAUGAUUGUAGUAGAGAACAUGCAAACUCAUCUGCUUCAUCUUUGUCCAAGUGCUUGUGAUGUCUAGGAAAAAACUCUAAACGAGGAGCACCUGUGGAGCUUCAAUUUGCUGGCUGUGCAUGUAUAUAAUAUAUAUAUAUAUAUAUAUAUAUUUGUAGCUCGCAGAUAAUAUUUGAAAAACAUAUGGUAAAUACUAGGCACUUGAUGGAAGCCUUUGUAUAGCAUUUUCGCUUCUGUUACAGACCUUAAAUUAGCUUUCUAAUUCAAAUAUUUUGUGAUGGGAAAUUUCAAGUUA